AUGAAGUUCCUGCCUACUUUCGCGGAGAACAGCGACGCACGGGCGGCGUCCCUUGCGAACAUAGCCCAUGAUACAAUCGGAGAAACAUACAUCGAAGAAGACCCAUCAGUGUUAGAAUGGUUUCGCGAUCUCGUACCGACAUCACAAGGCGUAGCCGACUAUGCCCGUGGACUAUUUCCCAGCGCCCGUUGGAUAAGAAGAUACAACGUUCACUGGCUAGCUGGUGACGCCAUUGCUGGUAUCACCGUCGGGCUUGUUGUCGUUCCCCAGGGCAUGGCAUAUGCAUCGCUGGCUCAAUUGACUCCUGCCUUCGGCUUAUACACAUCCUUCACUGGCGCAUGUCUGUAUUGGAUCUUUGGAACAUCGCGAGAUAUCGUGAUAGGUACUACCGCCGUGGGGUCACUUCUAAUCGGUAGCGCUGUCAGCAACAUCCAAGCGACACAUCCCGGAGUCUACCAGGCGGAAGAAAUUGCACGUGCGCUUAGUUUCCUCGCCGGCGCUAUCAUCUUCGGCUUUGGUAUACUACGCCUAGGGUUCAUUAUCGAGUUCAUCCCAUACAUCCCAAUUUCCGCUUUCGUCACAUCAGCCAGCAUCACCAUCAUAUCAACACAACUGCCGACCGUCUUCGGCAUCACAGGCAUCAACACGCGCGAGCCACCGUACAAAGUAUAUGUCAACUUCCUAAGAGGUUUACCUAGGGCGAAACUCGAUGCAGCUAUCGGCAUCACAUCCAUCGUGCUCUUGUAUGCGAUCAAGACAUUUUGCGCCAAGAUGGAAGUACGACAACCACAGAAGAAGAAGAUGUGGUCUCUAAUCUCCUCGCUGCGCCUCACCUUUACCAUCUUGCUCUAUACCCUUGUCAGCUUCCUAGUACAUCGUACGACUGAGAACGGUCACGAGAAGUUCAGAAUUGUCGGACGCAUUGAGAAAGGUUUCAGCCACGCUGGCGUGCCACCAAUGGAUCUCAAGUUGUUCGGCCUUGUAGCCACCGAGCUUCCUGCCAUCAUCAUCAUUCUCAUUGUAGAGCACAUGGCCAUUGCCAAGAACUUCGGUCGAAAAAACAAUUACACUGUUGUUCCUUCACAAGAGAUGAUUGCGCAAGGCGCUGCCAAUAUACUCAGUCCUUUUGUGGGUGGUUAUGUUUGUACAGGAUCUUUUGGUGCUUCAGCUGUUCUUUCCAAAGCAGCCGUACGUACUCCGCUCUCGGGUGCAUUCAGUGCUGUAGUACUCGUACUAGCGUUGUAUGCUCUUACAAAGGUCUUCUACUUCAUCCCCAAGGCGGCAUUGGCAGGUCUCAUCAUACACUCUACCAUCGAUCUCAUCAAGGGACCAACAGAUUUGUAUAAAUACUACCAGCUAUCCCCGUUUGAGCUUUUCAUCUGGGUAUGUGGUGUCAUCAUCGCCUUCUUCACCAACCUGGAGAAGGCCAUCUACAUCACAGUGGGCCUGUCAUUUGGAAUGCUUCUUUUCCGAAUGGCGAAGAGCUCAGGUAGGUUCGGUGGCGCUGUUGGGGUAACUCGCAUCGUAAGAGAGAAUUACUCUUCGAACGUAUCGGUUUCGUCUUCAACCACAAGACUGCCGACGGGAACCGGAGAUGCUCAGACUAAGAGUUACGAACAAUUACCAGACACACGGCAGGUUUACCUUCCUUACAGCGCAACGGACAACCAUAACCCAAGCAUCGACGUCGAACCCGCAUAUCCUGGCGUCUUCAUCUACCGGUUCAGCGAAAACUUCAAUUACAUCAACCAAGCCUUUCAUGUCGACUACCUGACAUCAUACAUAACGACACAUACACGCCGGACCCAAGCUGACGAUGGUAUCCGUGCAAGCGACCGCCUGUGGUGCGAUGCGCCGCCAACUGCAAAGUCGAUCGAAGAGUCGUCAUCCUUGCCUGUUCUCCGCGCUGUUGUUCUGGACUUCUCGACAGUCAACGUCCUCGACAUAACAAGCAUAGACGGUCUGAAAGGUCUACGCGACACACUAGAUCGACACGCAGCGCCCGGAGUAGUGGAAUGGCACUUUGCAGGCGUACACAACCGAUGGACACGCAAGGCCCUCGCCUUCGCUGGAUUCGGCUUUCCCGCCCUCUCAGAUGCAAACGAAACAGGAAACUGGUGUCCCGCCUACACCGUCACCACAAGCCUCGCCGGCGCAACCGAGGACGAGCGAAAAGACAAGGACGCCGCGCAGCUGCAACUGCAGAAACAAGAUUUGGAGUCUGGCAAGCCACAGACAGAAGUGAAUAUCUCACGAUUCCAGUCCUCGCCACAGUCAAACGAAAAGAGGCGAUUCAAUCCGGUGUUUGGAAUUGAUCGACCGUUCUUUCACCUUGAUCUACACGAUGCUGUGGAUACGGCUGUUCGAGAUGCGAAACAUGCGGAUUGGUGUGAGACAAGAACGGCGUGUUCGUCGGCUAGCUUGUCCUCUGAGGAAACUGGAGAGGCGUAGUAACGUUGUGUUGUUAUUUCAUUACGAGUUUAAAACUAAUGUAUGCAUACCAGGCGUUUGGGCACAUUAGGCAUUCGCGGAUGGCGUCGCAUUAGGCAUCAGUGUUGUUGUGCUGAUACCUAAAAACUUUGUAUUAUAGAAUGCAUUCCUUUACCCCA
This is a messenger RNA of Pyrenophora tritici-repentis Pt-1C-BFP, 2609 nucleotides long. Its product is annotated as SUL1, Sulfate permease and related transporter (MFS superfamily). Gene Ontology annotation, cellular component: plasma membrane. Gene Ontology annotation, molecular function: sulfate transmembrane transporter activity. NCBI's taxonomy places the organism in Eukaryota, Fungi, Ascomycota, Dothideomycetes, Pleosporales, Pleosporaceae. The record is from RefSeq and is a predicted model, not a curated record. Gene Ontology annotation, biological process: transmembrane transport.